AUGCCACCAAAGUUCCUAUCCAGUCUAAAGCGACACACUCAUCCCCUCAUUUGGAUUGCCGGCAUAAUCUGCGCCACCAUAGCCCUCGCAGUGAUAAUCGGAGGCAUCGUCAUCUUCAUCGGCUAUGUGACGAUCCGCCCCAGGGUGCCUUCAAUCAGCGUAACCGACGGACAUCUCGACAGAAUCCGAAGCAGCAGAACCGGCUUGCUCGAAGUCCAGAUGAAGAUCGUCGUCCGAGCCGAGAAUCAAAAUGCCAAAGCACACGCAAGCUUCUCGCAGACCGAUUUCGUCCUGAUCUUCGACGGCAUAGAGAUCGCGUCGCUGGUGGCUCGCCGGCCGUUCAAAGUAAGCAAGAUGAGUUACCUGGACUUGCACUUCUUAGUGGAAUCGUCGGCGAUUCCGCUGAAUCCGACGCAGAUGGAUCAUCUCAGCUGGUCGCUGAAGAGGAAUUUGAUGCAAUUCGAUCUGAAAGGAAGCUCGAGAACUCGAUGGCGAGUCGGAGUUCUUGGACCGCUCAAAUUUUGGUGCCGUUUGAACUGUCACCUCAGAUUUCACCCGCGCAAUGGAAGCUACGUUCCCGCGCCCUGUUCUUCCAAGGGCAAGUAA
Molecule: messenger RNA, 606 nt
Organism: Momordica charantia (bitter melon)
Lineage: Eukaryota; Viridiplantae; Streptophyta; Magnoliopsida; Cucurbitales; Cucurbitaceae
Biological process (GO): defense response to other organism
Cellular component (GO): plasma membrane
Source: RefSeq, a predicted model, not a curated record